AUGUCUACUUCCGCCAGACGCCGCUUGAUGCGAGACUUCAAGCGUAUGCAAACUGAUCCGCCCGCUGGCGUAUCUGCGUCCCCUAUUGCUGACAACGUCAUGACCUGGAACGCUGUCAUUAUCGGUCCCGCCGACACUCCCUUUGAAGAUGGAACUUUUCGACUUGUGAUGCAAUUCGAAGAAGCCUACCCUAACAAACCUCCGGGUGUCAAAUUCGUCUCGCAAAUGUUCCACCCCAACGUCUAUGGUACGGGCGAGUUGUGCUUGGACAUUCUCCAGAACAGAUGGUCUCCGACUUACGAUGUGGCGGCCAUUUUGACAAGUAUUCAAUCACUACUCAACGAUCCCAACACAUCUUCCCCUGCGAAUGUCGAAGCGUCCAACCUGUACAAAGAUAACCGGAAGGAAUACACCAAGAGAGUACGGGAGACGGUGGAGAAGAGCUGGGAGGAUUGA
Molecule: messenger RNA, 456 nt
Organism: Rhinocladiella mackenziei CBS 650.93
Lineage: Eukaryota; Fungi; Ascomycota; Eurotiomycetes; Chaetothyriales; Herpotrichiellaceae
Product: ubiquitin-conjugating enzyme E2 2
Exons: 3
Coding region: 1-456 (151 amino acids)
Biological process (GO): protein polyubiquitination; proteasome-mediated ubiquitin-dependent protein catabolic process; DNA repair
Cellular component (GO): HULC complex
Molecular function (GO): ubiquitin conjugating enzyme activity
Source: RefSeq, a predicted model, not a curated record